Messenger RNA from Aspergillus sclerotioniger CBS 115572, 1550 nucleotides. Its product is annotated as Zn(II)2Cys6 transcription factor domain-containing protein. The coding region runs from base 73 to 1458 and encodes 461 amino acids. Gene Ontology annotation, biological process: regulation of DNA-templated transcription. The transcript is spliced from 5 exons. Lineage: Eukaryota; Fungi; Ascomycota; Eurotiomycetes; Eurotiales; Aspergillaceae. Gene Ontology annotation, molecular function: DNA-binding transcription factor activity, RNA polymerase II-specific; zinc ion binding. The record is from RefSeq and is a predicted model, not a curated record.
UCACCUUUCAUCUCUCUUCCAUACUCUCUCAGCAUAACCAACCCCGCAACAGUGAUAGAACUCUGCUGCAGCAUGGAGGUCCAAUCUACAAAUGACAAGGCAGCGUGUCCAUUCUGCGGAUUCCAGUUUAAUCACCGAUCAUCGCUCAUCCGCCAUUUGAAGAACAAUUGCAAUAAAAAACAACCACAGCGGCGCAAGUCGUGUAACCAAUGCGUUGCAGACAAAGCAAAGUGCAAUCUGAAACGACCUAGUUGUUCGAGAUGUUCGAUGCGCCACAUUGCUUGCAUGUAUGCUGGUCCGGAGCCCGAGUCGCCCGGAAUCGCGAGUGCCGCCCCCAGCGUACCACCCACUCCGAAUCCAUCAGGUCUGGAUCCCUCGCCAACUUUUCAGCCACAGGCGCUGGCGUCAAGUUUUGACCCGUCGUUAUUCGAGCCGUUUUUCUCGGACCUGGGUUGCUGGACUUCGUUGCAGUCUUCCGAACUUGCUCUGCGGUCUCCGGAGCAGAUGGAAAGUUUAGAGCUGCUCUCCUUUCCUGAGAAUAUCGGCUGCGCUUCUCCUGCAGUGACGCCACCAGUCUUGUCUCAACAACAUCAGCCUAACUCGAACCCAAAUGAAGUUGCCUUGGCAAAUCACAGCAUGGAGCUUAUCUUCCGAGUCCUCCGCACUUGGCCACAGAUGUUGGCUGACGAAUUCCAAAUGCCUCCUAUAUUUCAUUCUACGCAUUUUGAUCCACAGGCGAAACUGCCACGGCCCCUAGCGACUUGUAUUACUUUGGCCAAGAUGUGGCAUGGGCAACGGGAAGGCGCUGAGGGAAUCGUGCGCGAAACAAUACUCAAGGAGCUGGAUCUGAUUGUACACCAGAAGUCCGAAGAUCUGGAUGAAAUGACACUUCUGGCCGUGAUGCAGGCGGCAGUGAUCUAUACGAUUAUCCUGCUUUCCCCUUCAACAGCCUCGCAAACCGCCCCCGACAAUGAGGAGAUGGUUUUUCGAAAAGUCGAAGCUCUUGUCACGCAUGUCGUCCGGGGCGGUCUUUUUCUCACCGAGGAACGAGCACAGACAAGGCCUUGCUGGGACGCUUGGGUGCAUGUUACCUCCAAGCGACGUGCAGUCCUCGCCUUGUAUCUCCUCCACUGGGCAUAUUCGGUUUUGCACAAGGUGCCGUGUUUUGACUGUAGAGACUUAGGAUUCAUGCCUGCGCCUGCGCCAAAGGUUCUUUGGGAAGCACGUAGCGAACAAGAAUGGAAUACCAGGUACAUUCAUUGGCUGGCAAGGUGGAGUGGUCAGAUUUACCUCCAAGCGGAGUUUGGGCAUAUUCCACCUGGGCCUACCUUGAAUACCAGAGCAGAGAAGUGGCUGGGGGAGGCGGAUGAGUUUGGAUUUCUCAUGGUUUCAAUCCUCAAUGCUACGGACUAUGAGCCACCGGGGCUUAAGAUGCUUCAACCUCAUAAUCAGUCAUAGAACUUUGAACUGGGACUCAGAUCGAUUCUUACGCUACACGCAAUACCAAGAGUAUAUGAGUCUUGUAACUUUUAAAGAUCGGUUAUAGGUUG